AUCAAAUAGAAUUAGGCAGAUAUGUAAUCCCAUACGGAAGUGGCAGUCGAAGACAACAGGAGGUUUGAAAUGCCUGCAGCAUGGCGUCUGCACAGCGAUCUGCUACUGAAUACCUCAGAAACAACUGGAAAGACCUGGUGACUGGCAUGAAAAACCUUCCUCUGAUCAUUGAGAGUCUUUAUCAGGAGGGGGCUUUCAAUGUCUAUGACGUCGAUGCUCUCAAAGCUGAGAGGACAGAGUUUGAUAAAGCCAGAAGUAUAUUGGAUUGGGUUAUUAACAAAGGUGAUGAGGCCAGUUAUAAAUUACUCAAGAUUCUGGAUGUCACUAAGAAGACGACAUUAGAUCCUGGUUUACACCCCUGGAUCAGCUAUUUUCCCUUCAAAGAAGAAGACGCAGAGGCCAGCUAUUCAAUUGGUACAAAGCCCUGUAAAAUCUACCAGACACAGCUCAAGAUGAAAGCAAAAAGUAUGUUGAAGAACCAAAGGAAAUGUUUUUGUAAACAUCUGGAUGACAAGGUACAAGGAAACUUAAGUUUUAUACCUCUUGUUUUAAAGACUGACUCUGUCAUGAAAACGCAAUGCAAAAUAAAUUUGAAAAACAAAAAAUGCAAAAAGCUACGGCCCAAGAAGCUGAGGGCUUACAUUCCUAACGAGGAACAAGCACUGUCACCUGAGGACCUCCUGAGAUGGCAGGACAAGAGCAUCCUCAUCAUCGGCAAACCUGGAGUAGGAAAGACUACAGUUGUCCAGGAAAUGCUGCGACUUUGGGCAGAGAAGGAUGACAGACAGAUAGAUUACAUGUUUUACUUUGAUGAAAGUGUUUUGGCCCACAGUUCUAGCACUGCCAGCUUGGAAGCUCUUUUGUUUGAUGUGUUAAACACUUGUAAAGAACCGCUGAAGCAAAUCAAAUUCUUUGUAGAAUUCUUGCAUAAAUCUUCUCAGUGCGACUGCAAACUUUUUGAGGUGAGAGGACAAUACGACCCAGAAAAAUGCAAUGCUCUGCUGGAUCUUUGCUCACAUGUGAAGAACUAUGAGACUCAAACAGGCAGGAGUUAUCUUCCAGCAUUACAGUCAGUUUUCCAGUUACCUGAUGUCUGGAUCAUAGAUCUCUCACAGAGAAAGAGCUCCGUCCUCCUGGAAGUGCUGAAGCUCCAGACAGAGAAGAAACCAGUAGUGCUGAGAGGAUUAUCAGAGGAAGAGAGAGAAGUGAUGAGUUUCCUUCAGUGUCUGCCCUACAUCUCAGAGCUGAGACAUAGCAAAGAGACAGCAGAGAAGGCCAUUUACCCCAGCAGCAACAAAUCUCGCAUUCUCAUAUAUGUAGUGCUUAUUAUGAUCUUUAACCACCUCAUCACAGAUGACUCCGUAUUCCAGGAUUUUAUGCAUGAGGUGCUCCGGGAGUUUCUUCCUCGAUUCGUCAUUGUCUACAUAGAUGAUAUCCUCAUCUACUCCCGGAGCCAGGCUGAACAUCGCCAGCAAAUUGCGGAGGUCCUCCAACACCUGAGAGAACACCACCUAUUCCUCAAGGUGGAAAAGGGCACUUUCCUCCAACUUACGAAGCUUUCUCCUCCCUCAAACACUUGUAAAGAACCGCUGAAGCAAAUCAAAUUCUUUGUAGAAUUCUUGCAUAAAUCUUCUCAGUGCGACUGCAAACUUUUUGAGGUGAGAGGACAAUACGACCCAGAAAAAUGCAAUGCUCUGCUGGAUCUUUGCUCACAUGUGAAGAACUAUGAGACUCAAACAGGCAGGAGUUAUCUUCCAGCAUUACAGUCAGUUUUCCAGUUACCUGAUGUCUGGAUCAUAGAUCUCUCACAGAGAAAGAGCUCCGUCCUCCUGGAAGUGCUGAAGCUCCAGACAGAGAAGAAACCAGUAGUGCUGAGAGGAUUAUCAGAGGAAGAGAGAGAAGUGAUGAGUUUCCUUCAGUGUCUGCCCUACAUCUCAGAGCUGAGGUUAAACACUUGUAAAGAACCGCUGAAGCAAAUCAAAUUAUUUGUAGAAUUCUUGCAUAAAUCAUCUCAGUGCGACUGCAAACUUUUUGAGGUGAGAGGACAAUACGACCCAGAAAAAUGCAAUGCUCUGCUGGAUCUUUGCUCACAUGUGAAGAUCUAUGAGACUCAAACAGGCAGGAGUUAUCUUCCAGCAUUACAGUCAGUUUUCCAGUCACCUGAUGAAUGGUUCAUAGAUCUCUCAGAGAGAAAGAGCUCCGUCCUCCUGGAAGUGCUGAAGCUCCAGACAGAGAAGAAACCAGUAGAUCUGAGAAGAUGUUCAGAGGAAGAGAGUGAAGUGAUGAGUUUCCUUCAGUGUCUGCAACACAUCUCACAGCUGAGGUUCUGGGACAUUGCUGAUAAGGAAGGAUGGAUGUCUGCAUUAAGAUUCCUGCUGAAUCUCUGUGUUGCUGCAGUAGAAACUGACAAAGAUGCAGGAACAAGAUUCUCGACUAUGCUGUCAUCUGUGUGCAGCUACAAAACCUUCCCUUUUGAUUAUAAUGGUCAUGAUCAGAGUGAUUUCCUGCUGGAUCUUUGCUCACAUGUGAAGGACUAUGAGACUCAAACAGGCAGGAGUUAUCUUCCAGCAUUACAGUCAGUUUUCCAGUUACCUGAUGUCUGGAUCAUAGAUCUCUCACAGAGAAAGAGCUCCGUCCUCCUGGAAGUGCUGAAACUCCAGACAGAGAAGAAACCAGUAGUGCUGAGAGGAUUAUCAGAGGAAGAGAGUGAAGUGAUGAGUUUCCUUCAGUGUCUGCAACACAUCUCAAAGCUGAGGUUUUGGUUCAUUUCUUAUAAAGAAACAAGGAUGUCUGCAUUAAGAUUCCUGCUGAAUCUCUGUGUUGCUGCAGUAGAAACUGACAAAGAUGCAGGAACAAGAUUCUCGACUCUGCUGUCAUCUGUGUGCAACUACAAAACCUUCCCUUUUGAUUAUAAUGGUCAUGAUCAGAGUGAUUUCCUGCUGGAUCUUUGCUCACAUGUGAAGGACUAUGAGACUCAAACAGGCAGAAGUUAUCUUCCAGCAUUACAGUCAGUUUUCCAGUUACCUGAUGUCUGGAUCAUAGAUCUCUCACAGAGAAAGAGCUCCGUCCUCCUGGAAGUGCUGAAGCUCCAGACAGAGAAGAAACCAGUAGUGCUGAGAGGAUUAUCAGAGGAAGAGAGUGAAGUGAUGAGUUUCCUUCAGUGUCUGCAACACAUCUCACAGCUGAGCUGUUCUGAGAAGUGUUUGUUAAAUCUAGUUAAAGCAGUCCAGUUAAGAGAGAAUCCAGAGCUGGUGACAUUACUGUUUGAGGAUCUUGGCUUCUCUGUAAGUCUGGAAAGACAUGUACCCAGCAAAAUCUGCAGGUCUGUGGGGAGUUUCUUACAAUUCUCUUCUGACAGACUCAACCUCACUCUAAAACAUAAAGCUGUCUCUGUCAGAGGAACACGUCUUCUCUUCAGACACCUCACAAACAUAAACACACUCAGGCUGAGUGGUUAUAUGGUGGUGAGAGUAGUGCAGGCAUUGAGGUUUAUGAGGAUUCGAGCUCCCAUCACUGUUAAUGAGCUCACACUUGGUCUGAAUGAUAAACAGCAGUCAGAGAGGAAUCUGUCCAGGAUCCUAAGGAGCUUGGCCAUCCUUCCAAGAAUAUGGACUGUCCAGUGUUUGAAUUUGACUGAAUACAAGAUGCAGUCUGUUUCUGUGUCUGUCCUACUGUGUCACCAGGGACCAGUGACUCUCAGACUGUCUAAAGUGACUCUCCAGAAGCUGGUUGAAUGCGUCUAUGAAGCUCAGGAUGAAGAACUGACUCGAUGCUUCCUGCAGAAAGUGGGCGGGGAUCUGACUUCCUGUUCCUUGAGCUGGGAAGAGUUUCAUUAUUUCCUGCAGCACAGAAUUCAACAAAUCACUCUGAACCUCAGAAAGAGUAACAUUCAGGUCAACAUCAGAGAAAUGCUGCCAUUCCUGAACCAGAUUAAAUUUAAACGGUUGAGCUCUGCCUUCAUGCUGCGUGUAAUCAGAGAGAUCUAUGAGUCCGGCUCUGCUAGGUUUGUGUCCAGUCUGUUGAGUUCAGUGAAGAACUACAUUAACCUGCAGAGCAGAGAUCUGGACUCCGUUCACUCUGCGGCCCUGCGCUUCACACUGCCUUCACUCAACCUGCUCUGGACCUCCAUACCAGAGGAAGAGCUGCAGAGCAUUCUGCCUCUCUUCACACACCUCUCCCACCUCAGUGUUGACAAGCUGCUGUUGCUGAAGAUGCUUCACUGCUGCAGUGUCUCUGAUGUCCAGCAGGAGGCAGCAGCUGUUCUGCUCUCAAUCCUGCAGCACAAGCUGGACUUCUCCUGCCGCUCUGCUCUGGAUCUGGCAACAAACACAGACUCAGAGCCUCUACAUCUGACCACUGACGACUGCCGUGUGAUGUCCAGAGUCAUUCAGAGAGCUCAAUCAGACACAAAGACACGGCUGAUUCUGCAGGACUGUGAGAUUCAUUCAGCUGGAAUGGAUCAGCUGUUCCCAGUGUUACAUUCUGUUCAGCUCUGCUGUGAUAAACCUCUGCUGCUUCAGUUUCUGGCUCAUGUGAGGCCUGAGGAAGCUCAGUCUCUCUCUGGAGCUCUGGGUGAAGAGCUGGAUCUCAGUCAGACUCAGCUGGAUCUGCAGGUCUGUAGAGGUCUGGAGCUGAUUCUGGAAUAUUCUGAAGGACUGACAGAACUGGAUCUGAGUCAGUGCCAUCUCACCGAUCACAGUCUGGAUCUGCUGCUCCCAAACCUCCACAAAGCUCAAAACAUUGAUUUCAGUGGCAAUAGUAUAACUGACGCUGGGGCUCAGGAAAUCCACAGGAUCGUCACUCGCAACUGUAACAUAAAGACAGUAAGGCUCUUCAACAACAGAAUUGAAUCCCGAGAGCUCUUCAUCACUGACCCACGAUUUGAGAUCCAGUGAUGCCAGUAAACUCUCUCUGGAAUCAACAAACGGGUGAAAUAAUUAAUGCAGAUCUAGAGAGAUGAGAUUAAUGAUAAGGUAACAGGUGUAAAAACAUCCCAGAGAUGAAUCAAGCCACCAGAUCAUAAACCACAUUCAUGUUUUAUCAUCACCUUCAAUCAUAGUCAACAGUUGCAUGAACUGAUUUUUUCAUACCACAGCUAUGCUGAUGACAUUCAACUCUACCUCUCAUUCCAUCCUGAU
This is a messenger RNA of Sinocyclocheilus grahami, 5138 nucleotides long. RefSeq lists its product as uncharacterized. Gene Ontology annotation, biological process: regulation of apoptotic process. The record is from RefSeq and is a predicted model, not a curated record. NCBI's taxonomy places the organism in Eukaryota, Metazoa, Chordata, Actinopteri, Cypriniformes, Cyprinidae.